Messenger RNA from Cydia pomonella (codling moth), 4490 nucleotides. RefSeq names its product serine/threonine-protein kinase D1 (gene PKD). NCBI's taxonomy places the organism in Eukaryota, Metazoa, Arthropoda, Insecta, Lepidoptera, Tortricidae. Gene Ontology annotation, molecular function: protein serine/threonine kinase activity; ATP binding. Gene Ontology annotation, biological process: protein phosphorylation. The transcript is spliced from 18 exons. The record is from RefSeq and is a predicted model, not a curated record.
UGGGGAACCCCCAAAAUUUAUUGUUUUUUUUUCUAUUUUUGUGUGAAAAUCUUAAUGCGGUUCAUAGAAUACAUCCACUUACUAAGUUUGAACAGUACAGCUCUUAUAGUUUCGGAAAAAAGUGGCUGUGACAGAAUCAGACAGACAGACGGACAUGACGAAUCUAUAAGGGUUCCGUUUUUUGCCAUUUGGCUACGGAACCCUAAAAAGGACCAUAUAUACCCACUAUUUUAUGUUAUAUUUUUUGUAAGCUACAAAAUAUAACCCUUUUAAUUAGGGUUUCUUCUGUCUUCCACUAAUAGUGCCUACGUUUAAAAUUGCAAUUUUGUAUCAUGUGUAGAACUAUAGAUAGGCACGUAAGCUUAAUAUUGUUUUUAGUAUUGUUUUAAGACAAUAUUUAAUAUCUUCAAACAAAAUAUGUUAUUCAGGAUAGAUGAGCUUCAGAGUAAAACGUAACUAGGUAUGCUUAUUAUAGAAAGACGGAUCGAGAAGGCGUACGCCGCUCAAAUAAUUAGUUGUCUAUAAUGUAGGCGGAAUCCACUUAAAAUAUAUUUGUAAAUUUGUGAUAUUAUAAGUAACAUAAGUAAUUAUAUUGUUGCCUAAGAUUUAAGGGAAAAAAAUCGGACACACAUUUUGUAAAUACUUUUAAACGGUAUCUAAUACAUUCCUAAAAUGUUAAUACAAUGUUUGAUGAAAAAUUGGUUCCGUGUUUUAUUUUCUCAUAGCCUAAACAUGGCCUAGACAAUGCACACAUUGUUAUUCAAUAAAUAAGCAAAAUAAACCGCCUAAGAUAGCAGCAAUUUCUUGGAUCGUAUAUAGCUAAGCAUGCAAAAUAAACUAGUCGCUUCUCUUGGUUGCCUAAUCAAACCCCAGGGUCAUUUAGAAAGAAAAAGAAGAGGUAUACAAUGGGACUCAGUUAAAUGACGCCUGAACAUUUUAUAUCAGCAAUUACCCCACUGUGGUAUUAGGACCCUAUAAAAUAUUACGCGCUUCGCUAUGUGUAUAUUAUGAUUCCUCAUGGAUUCCCAAUUGUACCCGCCCAUAGAUGGUAGGAAAUCCUAAUAUACGCGUGUGCCUGUGAGGGACAAAACAAACGCUUUGCUAUCGCACGGCCUGACAAGAGCGACAGAGGCGGAUAAUUUUGAUUGUCGAUGGAUUUUGCGAUGUUCGCGUGUUGGCGGUAGGCCCUCAGAAAAAUGCCUCAUGCGUUCAGAAAUGCUACAGUAAUACUUGUAAUCUAGAAUGUACACAUUUCAAAAUAAAUAUUGGUUAUACAACAAUGCAAUAAAAUCAUUGUAACAUUUAUUGAAGCAAUUUAAAUUUUUAGAAGUCUAUUAAAUACAUUAAACUAAAGCGGAUCUAAACGCACGUUGUGAUGUCAUGGUUGGUUUCUAAACGCAACUCGUGUCAUGUCAAGUGUGUGACGGGUGGUCAGACCGUGUUUGUCUUGUAUAUUUUUACUUGUUGAUUUUUCUAAUUACAUUUGUUAAGUAUAACGCGGAGUGGUGCGCGACAGGUUCCGGGAGAGCUAUGUUAUAGUGUGGCAAGUGGCAGCAGGUGGACGAGUCGCGGCUGGCGUGUCCGGAGCGCCGAAAGUUCAGAGUAGCUCGGGACGCUCGCGGUCGGGAUGGAGGACGAGGUGACGUUCCUGUUCCAGCUGGGCGUGCUGCGCGACGCCGUUACCGCGCCCGCGCACGCGCUCACGCUCGCGCACCUCAAGGAGCUGGCCGUCAAGUUCGUGCACGAGAAGAUACCGGACAACGGACUAAACCGGCUGAGCGAGCGCAUCCUACUGUUCCGACACGACUACUGCUCGCCCAACGUGCUGCAGCUCAUCAACGCGGCCUCCGACGUGUCGGACGAGACGCUCGUCGAGAUCGUGCUCACCGCCAACCCUCUGCUAUGUGGCAGUGAAUCCGACGCCGCGCCGGCGCCGCUGCCGCACAUGCUGUCCGUCCACUCGUACAAGUCGCCCACUUUUUGCGACUUCUGCGGAGAGAUGCUCUUUGGAUUGGUGCGCCAAGGGCUGAAGUGUGAAGGUUGCGGCCUGAACUACCACAAGCGCUGCGCCGUGAAGGUCCCGUCCAACUGCCCCGCGGCGCGGCGCGGCUCGGCGGCGCCGCGCUCGCCGUCGCGCGCCUCCACCGCCUCGCACGCGUCCAGCGCCACGCACGCCUCGCACGACGACUCGCUGGUAAGCGGCAAGCGCAGCCGCUCCCCAUCCCGCAGCUCCGCCACGUGGGGGCUGUCACUAGGGAUACCGCACACGUUCGCCGUGCACUCCUACACGCGGCCCACUGUGUGCCGGCACUGCAAGCGCCUGCUGCGCGGCCUCUUCAAGCAGGGACUCCAGUGCCGUGACUGCCACUACAACGCGCACCGCAAGUGCUUGCCACACGUGCCCAAAGACUGCGGCGGCGAGAUACGGGAUUCACAUGGCGAAUACCAGGACAGCAGCGGCGGCAGCGAGCUGUCGGAAAGCGCACGACUUCCCGACGAGGAGUCUGACGAGGGCGGCUCGAACGAUGGAGCGUCCAACGAUAUCGACGACGAGGUGCAGCUCCGGCGGCGGCGCGGCUCGGCCGGCUCGGAGCCGCAGCGCGACGCGCGGCCGGAGCGCUCGGCGUCUCGCCCCAGCAGCUCAUCGUCGUCGCCCAGCGCCAACAUCCCUCUGAUGAGGAUCGUGCAGAGCGUCAAGCACGCCAAGAAGAGGACCGGCCAGAGCAUCAAGGAGGGCUGGCUCGUGCACUUCACCAACAAGGACAAGCAGAUCAAACGACAUUAUUGGCGACUGGACAGCAAGUCCAUAACACUGUUCCAGUCAGACCAGGGCUCCAAAUACUACAAAGAGAUACCGCUCAAUGAGAUCUUAGCUGUAGACACCGCACGGACACCGCACUCGGACGUGAUGCACUGCUUCGAGAUCCGGACAGCCAACGUGGACUACAUGGUGGGCGUGGACCCCGUGGGCGCCGGGGCCGGCCACACCCUCCCUCCCCCCGAGUCCGGAGUGGGGGCCUACCUCGCGCGCUCCUGGGAGACCGCCGUGCGCCACGCCCUGCUGCCCGUCACCGCCGUCCGCCAGCACGACCGUGAGUGACACGCGGCUACACCCCUCCCCCGAGUCCGGAGUGGGGGCCUACCUCGCGCGCUCCUGGGAGACCGCCGUGCGCCACGCCCUGCUGCCCCGUCGUCGUCGGCGGAGCCGGCCGAGCGCGGCGCAGAAAUGGCACAAGUGUAUCAAAUCCACCCGGAUGAGGUACUCGGCUCGGGGCAGUUCGGCAUCGUGUACGGCGGCCUGCACCGCCGCACGCAACAGCCCGUGGCCAUCAAGGUGAUAGACAAGCUCCGUUUCCCGACCAAGCAAGAAGCCCAGCUCAAGAACGAGGUCGCCAUCCUGCAGAACUUAUCGCACCCCGGCGUCGUCAACCUCGAGCGAAUGUUCGAGACUCCGGAGCGAAUAUUCGUCGUCAUGGAGAAGCUUAGGGGAGACAUGCUCGAGAUGAUCCUCAGUCAUGAAAAGGGACGACUUACAGAAAGAACAACCAAGUACUUGGUAGCACAGAUCCUGGUAGCCCUAAAGCAUCUCCACGCCAAAAACAUCGUUCACUGCGACCUGAAGCCAGAGAACGUCCUACUGUCGUCCGACGGCGACCUGCCACAAGUCAAGCUGUGCGACUUCGGCUUCGCGAGGAUCAUCGGGGAAAAGUCCUUCCGUCGCUCCGUCGUCGGCACUCCGGCUUACCUCGCCCCCGAAGUCCUACGGAAUAAGGGCUACAACCGCUCCCUGGACAUGUGGUCGGUGGGCGUCAUCGUGUACGUGUCCCUCUCCGGCACCUUCCCCUUCAACGAGGACGAGGACAUCAGCGAGCAGAUACAGAACGCCGCCUUCAUGUACCCGCCGCAGCCCUGGCGGGAGAUCUCCGCCGAAGCGAUCGACUUAAUCAACAACCUACUGCAAGUGAAGCAGCGCAAGCGCCUCAGUGUGGACAAGUCCCUCGCCCACGCGUGGCUCCAAACCCAGCAGGCCUGGGAGGACCUGCGCGCGCUGGAGCGGAGAGUGGGGCGCCGCUACCUCACGCACCCGAGCGACGACGCGCGCUGGCGCCAGCCCGGCGCCGGCGGCGGCGAGCAGCUGGACCCGUGACUCCAAGACCAAGCGAAGCCCGCAGAGCGGCCGCGGUCGCGCGGCUGCUUCGUGCGCCUGCGCUGGAGGAAGCUGCUCGUGCGUGUGCGAGUGCGGUAACCACACACACGCACACACACACACACACACACACACACACACACACACACACACACACAUACACACACACACACACACACACACACACACACACACACACACACACACACACACACACACGGCCAUACGGGCGCACCUCCCAUGGACGCGGCACUCACCCCGUCUGUAUCUUCUUAGCGAACCCACAAAUGAUCAAAAGAUAUUUAUUAAUACACUGUAUAAUACGCAGUUUCAACCCUUUUAG